Dermacentor andersoni is the source of this 13768-nucleotide messenger RNA. RefSeq lists its product as uncharacterized. Gene Ontology annotation, molecular function: protein binding. Lineage: Eukaryota; Metazoa; Arthropoda; Arachnida; Ixodida; Ixodidae. The record is from RefSeq and is a predicted model, not a curated record. Gene Ontology annotation, biological process: intracellular signal transduction.
GGCCGGGACCUUUGGCCAGGAUCGAAUUAACCGAAAGAAUGAAUUAACCACAGUCGAAUUAAUGGAAGUCUGCUGUACUGCAUUAUUUUCUAAAGAGUGAAAACAUUCAUCUUUUGCACCACGUUCAAAUUUACCGCCAUAAUACUGUUUGAUAGAUUGCCGCUGCGCUUGAGCUAUGCCGUGGUAGUUGCAGCUUCAUUAAAUUAAUGCGCUAUAUACCGCUACAUUUCUAUAGACAGAAUCGCGGAAAGUUAGCAAUAAGUAUCGCAGUGGAAUGAAGAUCCGGAAACAUAUUGGCGAUUGCGUUAGGCGGCGCCACUUAACUCCUGGAAAUAAACGAGCUUCCUAAAUGUCAGCGGCAGAGCCCACAACAGCUGCGGAGGGUGGGUGUUGUCGAGAGACUGCGAAAGCGCGAUCGUCGGAGCGCACUUGCACCAUCGCCAGAUUCCUAGACGUCUCCCAACCAAUUAUGCUUAGGAUUCAGCUGUCCGGUACUGAUAACACCCUGGCUAGCUGGAGGAACAGCUGCUGGCUGUAAAUCUGGCACGACGAGUUGUUGCUGCUGGCUUGUGCUGCCAAGGUGCUGCGCGACGCUGGACGUCAAGUCGGCCAAGUUCCUUGGCACUGCGCUGCUAGGGAUUGUUAGUCCGGGUGCCUUGCUGCCGGAUGAAGAUGCUAUCGACUUCACGAGCGCUGUGCACGCCGAAGUACUGAAAACGUAGAAAGCACUGCGCACUUCAAUUGCUCAACACUCGUCGCCCUCGCGCACCGUGCCGCCAGUCGAGGGGUCUGUGCGCCACUUCUUUGAUUGCGCACCGACAGCCCAGUUCGGGAUCGACGGCCCUGCGAUAUCCAACGGCAGAGAGAGAGAGAGAAGCUUAGGCCGGAAGCUGCGGGGAUAUGCUUCCAUGGACUAAGCAGCAGUGUUGACUAAAACGUGGAGCGUGCGUGCGAAGCGAAAGCGGCGAUCCGGCUUUCGUUUCGCCGUCGGAAGUACCCACUACGCUGUACGCGCGAGCGUCGCAUGGGCAGGCGCGCUUACGUGCGAGUGCGCGCUCUUUCAGUGCUGUGCGUCGUUCAAGCUACUGGCGUAUGUUGCUACUACAGCUGGUGCCAUCGCUUGACCGAUGACGUGCCUGCUUGACGGUCAGGCCAGUCGCCUUGGAUGCUCUUGAUCGGUAUAGUGCACACCGGGGCCAUUCGGCUGAUGUCGGGUGCUGCGGACGUUUCGAGUUUCGCGAUACAGACCAGAACGAAUUUCUAGGUGCGACUAGGGGGAGCUUUUCCCAGUGUGUGGUUCCGUCGAUCACUUGUGAAACUUUACCGGACCGCCGUCGCGCGCGUGCUGCGCGGUCUGUAUCGAGGUGGAGUGGUGUUUGCGGCAGCCGCAUUGGAUCGCCGUAGGAGAGACGCACCUCCCUCGGGCUGCUGCACCCUGAGGCUGGUCCGCAGGAUGGGUGCACUAGUGAGCAGCUUCUUUCAGACUGGGGGACACUUGUUGUCACCAGGUGCGUCUGAGAGCACACGCCGAGUUGUCCUGGCAUUGCUUGAGGAGAUGCGCUCCAGAGAGGCAUCUCACAUCCACUGGUCAUCAAUAGAAAGUUAUCUUGUGCAGAUACCAAAGGGUGAAAACAUCUUGUCAGUGGUGGGUCCGGACAACUACAAUCUACUUCAGCGUGCCAUUGGCUUCAACUGUGUGGAGCUGGUGCGUUGGAUCCUGGGACGAGGAUGCGAUGUAAACCGUGGUGUCUGCAGCCUGCCGCUACAUAUUGCCGCCCUGCAAGGCAACGAAGAAAUCGUUGAGCUGCUGCUAAAGCAUGGAGCUCGUGUUGACACUGAGGCAAGGAUGUGCUUCCCAGGUCCACAUAAUCAAGUGUGCGAGCUUUGCAGUUCAGUGGGAGGCACUGGUCCGUCUUCUGACCGCUACUCUGAGCGCCUUCAAUCUGCAGAGUACUAUGCCAUCGACGGAGACCAUUCAGACAUCUUAGAGCUCUUGUUGGCUCAAGGGGAAGACAGCUGGCUACCCUGGCAGCAGAAGCGGCCCUUGCUGCAUCUGGCUUGCGAGCGGGGUGCCUGGAAUUGUGUCCGCUUUCUUGUUGCCGAACGCUCCGAGGAGCUCAAUCAGUGCUAUGAUGAGUACUACCCCAUCCACCAGGCUGCACUUCAGGACAAGAAGUUUUUGGAGUUGCUCAUACAGUGCGGAGCCGAAGUGAGUGCUCGUACGACAACUCAGCAGCUGACUGUGCUCCACGUGGUGCUUUUGCUGGGAAAGAAGUCUGCCGAGGAGACACUAUCAGUGCUGAGGGCCCUGCAGGACCAUGGCUGUCGAGAACUUCUCAACGAGCCCGACAGUCUGGGCAACACGCCCUUGCAUGUGCUGAUUGUGCGCUAUGCGCUGGAGGAGUCGCGGCUUGGCUACCAGGAGCCCCGCCCGUGGACUAAGUGGGACAUGCUUCAUUUAGUGCGCUACCUCCUACAGAGCGGUGCCGGGCCAAGCAUCAACCGGCCGGGCAACAGUGCAUUGGCAUGUGUUCUUCGCCACGUUCGUGACUGGGAGUUCCGCUACGAGCUGCUGGACAUGCUCCUCCAAAACGGCGGUGAUCCCAACUGUGUUGGCCGUGAUGGGUCGGCGCCACUCAUGGUGUGUCUGGUGCCUCUCAUCAACAAGGACCCGCUGCAUUCUCUUUCUCACAACAAAAAGGUGUUCUACCUCAACUCGGUGCGUCUGCUGUGUAGGUAUGGAGCAAACCCCAACUGCAAGUCACGCAGCAACCUGACCCCCAUGCAUGUGCUGGUCUUCACAGCGAGCGAGUACAUCACGCUGAACAGGGAGGAUGACAAGCGCAGUGCGUUCACCUUCAUCCGACAGCUGUUGACAGUACUUCUUCAGCAUGGAUUGGACCCUAAUGCCCGUUUCUCACAGCGAAUGCAGCACAUCUUGCUCGCUUUGUUGGACUUGGUGCAAAAUGCGAGGCUCGCUUCGGACUUGGAACAUGUGCACGCACUAACACUUGCACUCCUUGUGCAUGGUGCAGACCCGGAUGUGCAAGUUAGCUCAUCGGAUCCAGUCAUCUGCCACUCGCAGAGCUCAGUGUUCCUCAAGAAAGCCUCUAACCAGGUUCUGCACUAUUACAUCCAUCAACUGAGCCGCAAGCACGACCUUCUUAAUGACCCUGAGCAGCGGUUCGCCGACCUUAUCCGACUGUUCUAUUACACCAUGGACCACCGCAAGCUCUACAGUUGCCUCAAGAGUUUUCUGGGCCAGCCGGUGGUGCUGCCUUCAGCGACCGCUGGUUGCAUCACGCAGCUGCUGAGGUCUAUGUACAGCCAGCCACGCUCGCUCAAGCAGAUUGCCCGGGUGGCCAUACACCAGGCUCUGCGACACCAGGUUGCCACUCUGGUAGGGAAACUGUCACUCCCAGGACCUCUAAAGGAGUACUUGCUUCUCGACUGGACGCCUUAGAGUUAGCGCCCCUGCCAUCUGAUUGCCACACUGUUGCUACGACAAAGGUGUUGGGUCUUGUCUCCCUUUCUGUCUUCUCAGCGUGAAAGAAUUGCAGUGUGCAGAGACGAUGAUGUACAGACAUGUGGGCAGGCACUGUGUGAGUGUCAAUUGCGUGGCUUUGUUUGUCCCCGUCUGUUUGCACUGCAACUCUUGUUUUGAGUGCGGUGCCAGAUAGCCUGUGAAAAAGCAAUGUUGGAUCUGCCACUUUCUAUCUGGUCAAGCCUUCCCUUGCCCCCAAACUUCUUUUCCAUGCUUUUCUUUUUUUUGCUGGUGCAAGAAAGUUUGUUGUGCUUCACUUACGGUAUGUUUCGUUUUUGGUUGUGUUUAAGGGGUGCUGAAAUGCUGCUGUCCUCUCUUGUUUGUUCUUCAAUGCUUGUUUCGGUGCUUCAUACUCCUUCAUCAGUUCUGUUAUGUACUGUUGAGGGCAAAUGAAACGAAACACGAACAACUUAGGCCUAACAAGAACACAUCAUUUAAUUUCUGCUUUUUCCCCCACAUAACAUCGGCAUAAUUCUGUUUUUGUGCUUAGUUUGGGGUUUACACUAUCUUUGGCAACCGGUGAAGUGGUGGUGAAAAAAUCUUACUCGAGUUACAACUUGUAAAAGGUGUGCGGACAAAUGAAACGAAACACGAACAACUUAGGCCUAACAAGAACACAUCAUUUAAUUUCUGCUUUUCCCCCCACAUAACAUCGGUAUAAUUCUGCCUUCAUGCUUAGUUUUGGUAUUUGCACUAUCUUUGGCAACUGGUUAAGUGGUGGUGCAAAAUCUUACUCUUGAGUUACAACUAGUAAAAGGUGUUCUGCUGUAGUAUUCGACACGUGCUCAUUUUGUUUAUAUUUAAAAUUUUUCACUAGGCUAACAUCACAAUAUGACUAUUUUCCUGUUUGCAUCUCACUUGUCCACAAUAGUAUGUGGAUGAUUUCUGUUGCACUCACUGUUUGACAUGGAGGCCAGUGUUGGCUGUUUCUACUUAUACCAGAAAGCAGGGCGUGGUGAGAAGCAUGCCAAUGACAGAGAAACAAUGUGGUGGCAUUGACGGCCGUCACUGCAUCGUGCAUGGAUCGACUGAAAAUUGAGCAUGUUGGUAGGCAUUCAUGUUGCUGAAAAGCGGGCAUGUGAACAAGGACACAGGUAGCAACAAAAAGGUGUUUGUGUUCUCCUUUGCGUUCCUUCUGGUAUCUGUGUUAGCAGCCUGCCUUUCAAUAACAUGAAUCAUGCAUGGGUUUGGCUUUCUCUGCCACCCAGUAUAGUAUUAACAAUGAUGGAGGCGCCAAAUAAAAAAUAAAUAAUCUUCAGCUUUUAUGAAGGCUGCUUUAGGGCCCCUUUGAGGUUUUGAUUUCGUGCAAAGCCUAAAUUAUUAUAUGCCGAUAUGUAAUGUGAAAGUUGCUUGUCAUGAUAAAGAUUUCAGGUUGAGAACCUUACCUUCGCUUUUGUAAAGGCAUUAAGCGACCGGCCAUCAUAGCACGUUCUCGUGAAGUCUUUCUCACUUUAGAUUAUGGAUUCUCGUUCUCUUUAAACAUGCAUUUUUACUUUAUUGUUCAACCUAGAUUCUAGUUAUACUUCUUGUUCUACAUUAUUCAUGGAUAAGCGCAGACAGGUCGCAGCUAUAGGCAGCACACAUAACAGGUUAAGAACGGGGCACCCCGAGAAUAAUGCAGGAUUAUAAAGGAACUGAAAUAGUGCAAUAUUGUAACAAUAUUGUAUAGUGUAAUAUUGUAACACAAAAAAAUGGAACUAUCUGUAGAACUUCUUAUGCAUACAAUAAGCAUUCUGAAUAUUUUUAUCACAUUUUUAACUCAAGUAAAAGCUAAUCCUGCUACACAAUAUAAAUGCCAUCAUUAUUUUGACAUGCCAGAGCUUGUGUUGCAGGUACUAAUUAGUUAAAGUAAUAAUCAAGUGCCAAAAAGAAUAGUACAGUAAUUAGUAUUGUGCUUGCAAAAAUGAAUAAAAGCCAUCCAUGGAAAGAAAUGAACACUACAAGUUAAUUCAAAUAAAGGAGAAAAAAUGCUGCACAAAUUUAGCACAUAAACAUACACAGCAAGGUCCUUUGGAUAGCAGCAUAAAGCAAAAGCACACCAAAUAAAGCACACCAUUAGUGAAAGAUAUUGCUCAAGCAUCGGGACAAUAUGUUCUACACUGAAUGUGAAGCUAUGCAACUAAAGUUGUGGACAAUAGUGUAGGACAUCUUCAACAAUGAACUUUAGAAAAACUUCUACAGGGUACUUCCACAUGUAAAACCUCGACAUAAUGAUCACAGAUACAACAAACCUUAAAAUGUUUCUCAGCGAUGUCAGCAUGUAACAAAUGUAGGCUUAUAACGAAUAUGGAUAUGACGAAGGUAUUUUUGCAUCAGAUGCAAUGUUAUUGUAAUGAGGUCGGACCCUAUUAUCCCAAUAUGUGUGCCUUUGUUUAGUCAUCUAGAUUUUAGAUGACACAAUAGCCUGUACAGCAAAAUGCAAAUCUCCAUCGUUUUCUCGCGGCAACGAAUCUACUAACAGAUGUCAACCAAAGAGUGUGUCAUGCGCUCAUUUGCAUUGACUGUGAUGUUAAAUAAAACAGAAAAUGUCUUUUUUCUUUGUGAUAUGCAGGCCUUUAGCUAAUUGUCCAAAGAAUGUGUUUAUUUACUUUGAGGGCAGAACCAAACAUUAUGGUUUGUGUUAUUGCACGAAGAAGCCUCACAUGCUCCUGUUGUUCUGGGACUUCCUCUGAAAAUCGUUUUGUUGUGCAGUAAUAUCUUUUACGCUUUACCUAGUCUGAAGCAUCCCAAUUAGUGCACUCAUUCUGACCAUUCGAUUUGAGACAUUUAGGUACUUGAACCAGGCUCUAGCUUAUACGGCAUUUGCUCUUCUGGAAGAUCCAAGACUUGUAUUGUUAGUGCCCAAGUUUCAGGUAGUUGGUGUUCACAUUACUUCCUGUUUAGCAUAAAAAGCAAGCUAUAAAAGCAGGCUGUAAAAGUAGGCUUGGAAGAGUUGAAAUACUAAGUUAUUGUGUUUUUCUUCCUCACAGUACUGCAUGUAGAACAUUUGACUAAAUUUCAUUGCAGAAUCGGCCAAAAUGAAUUAACAAAUAGCAAUUUUUAAUCAUAUAAUGUUUCUCAAGCUGUCGAACCUAUCAUGGGGUGGCUGCUUCAUGGAAAAUGUACAUGCUGCUUAGCACAGGAAUGUAUGCAGCAUGAGGUCUAUUUUUCUCUCUCUCCAACUCCAGCAUUUGCAAUGUCAUAUCUGAAGUUGGUCAGGCCGUCAUAUUGGCUGUAUAUGCUUGCCACUCACUGCUUAAUUGCUUGAAUAAAAGGUGCAGUUGCAUGAUCUGAUAGCAAGUAUGCGGACACAUCUGAUGUGUUGUUGUCCAUGCUUGAUAUGCUCGUUUCUGUACUAAACAAUGGAGAUGUCAUGCAAUGUCAGUUUGGCACAACUGCCAGAGUGUUUGCUGCAGUAGCCUGAUUUGAGUGUGUUGAGUGAGGUACUGCACUUUGCAGCGAGUGUGUUGCACAGCUUACAUGGAAUGUUUUAGGGUCGGCACUAGUUGCUGGCAUGUGAAAUGCACCUUGCCUUUCCUGGUUAUACACUUUUCUCACAUGGCCUGACUGCGACACUCUUGUCUCUUAAAGUUCUCUCCAGAGCGGGCAAACUUGUCUUGGGCAUGUUCACCUCAAGCACUGCAUUUGAUGUGUGUAGUCGUAAAGGAGCAUAACGCAAACAUUGACGGAAUUUAUACCAUUAAAUUACCAUUCUAUCCUAGGGACUACAUGGCAUAUUUUAUGUCAGUAAAUGACUUAGUUGCAGAGAAAGUUGCAGCUGAAGGCUUUCUUCGACAGCAGUUUGAAUCAGAUGCGUCAAGUUGUGCGAUGUGAACAGGAAUCAUGUGCUGCACCAGCUGUCUAGGAAGUCUGGCACUUCCAAGCAGAGAGACAUUCCUACAAACGGUGCCAACAUAGAAAUGCAACGAGGUAGCAUCAGCAAGUUCCUCUGUAUGGGAAUCCAGUAAAAUUGGCCAAACUGUUUUCUAUUUCAUGUUGAAAUGCGAUGCAGUUAUUUUUGUUGUCAGCGCUUGACUACUGUUUAGCAAUUACAAGCAGGGCUUUGGCACCGUAUUUUUUAGUGAUGCACCAUACCUACCCUACGCUCGCAUCAUUUUCUGGCCCACAAAAGCUCGGUUCUCAGUGUGAUGGAUAAUUUCAACAUUUUGGACUAACACUCUAACACUUAUAGCUUGUCUUGUCAGUGCUUGCACGGGAUGGUAUAUGUCUCGAGCAGCCAGGAGUGCUGUAAACAAAGUGUUUACAGAGUGUUUGAAGUUCUAUGUAUCAAAGCGGCACUGGUGGCAUGAGCUGGAAAUUGAAGCACGUGCGCAGCUGAUGGUACCCCGUGCUGCGGACCCACAGACUACAGAUCGUGGCAGUGAUUCACGCCUGAAAUAAAAUGCACCAUGGCAAACAUCAACGGAUCUUAGGAUGAAACUUGCCACUGCUUCGUCUAGUGUGAAGUGCAAGCAAGCUCUUCGUGUUUGGCAGGCUGGCAUGCUUUCUGCACAGUGCAUCGACUGUUCCUUUCUCUUAUUCUUCAUUGUUGAAAGGCUUGCACUUCCGUGCAUGCGCAUAUACACGUAACAUGGCUAGUAUGGCCUCAAAUGUACGUCACACACUGCCGCAACUGUAAAACCUGAUGGUUUGUAUGUACAUAACUGGCAGCAUGCUCUGCUGGACAGUGUGAAAGUGUUGUACCGAUGAAUAACAUCGUAGUGUGAGCGUGUAUACAGUGGUGUGGUGCAUUCUCCUUGGUGUGGGAGAAUUGCACUUGUGCCCUUCUUAGCAAUUUUUCUUGCCAUAUAGGUGUGUUGAAAAGAUUUUUCAGCGUGUGAACAUUGCGAGUCCUGAAACUAUUUCUUUGUGAAACUGUACAUUGAUACGUGAAAUGAUGGUGGGGUUGCCCAAACUGGAUUUGGCAAAGUUUCUAUCGGUGUGUGCAUGUUUUAGACACCUGUGUCAGAAAGAAAAAGCACUUUCUUGAACUUGCUUUUGAGUUUAAUAAUAAUAGCACUGUUUUGCUUUUGUAAUGGGCUUUUGAACUCUGCCCACGUGAAGGAAAGUAGAGGCUUUGGACUUGUACCUUUCACAACUUUGAUGUUGCACUUGCUCGUCAGUGUUACAUGUCUUGGAAUGUGCAUUCGAGUUUGGGUGUAGUCUUUGACUUAUGUUUUGUCUCGAUCAAGUUUUUACUGUGGAGGUCCCUUUUGUUCAUUUAAUUUUGCAUCGAUGUAGCAGAGGAGUGUUUUGGAAUACGAGCACAAUUUUGAUACAUUGUGGUCCCAUGCAUGUGUAAUAGCUGUUGUGCCUAGUUUGAGGGUUUGCGACGUUUGUGAGGGUUUGAUGUUUGUGAAUGUUGUGGAUGAAACUGGCAAUGUGGUUGUGCCCAUCAACUUCUUGUUAUUAUACAUAGUUUAUGCCCAGUGAUUGUUGUGUGCUGUACAAAUGUCAUUCAGCAAUGUUGUUUCACAUAAGCUGCCAACAAGAGAGUGCCUGCUCAAAAAACAGCAUAGAGGGUGCAAAUGUAAACGUCACAAACGUGCACUUAAUGUACUGCACAUUUGCAGAUGAGUGAAGUCACUUGUGUACUGUGUGGUUUCCUGUGUGGGAAUAUGCAGCGGUGACGUUAGCCCUUGAGGUGUCCUUUGCACCUCGGCUACAAUACUGGUGGUAAAAAGAGUGGUCUGUUGAAUGGAACAGUCUUGUUUUAAAGGGACACUACAGAUAAGAAUUAUUUGAGCUGUGUUACUUAACUACCUUUCCAUAUUGCCAGAAGAAGCCAAUCUUACUUUGAGAGGAGACAUCGUAAGCCAGGAAAGCUGCAAGAAUGAAAUACAAGUGGCAGUGCCGUUUCGAAGUUUCCACAUUAGCUCACCGUGACAUCAUAGAUGCUAUCGGCUUAUGCUCGAGCCUAGUAAAAUUUUUAUCAGUAUGGAUGGACAACAUUGCAUUCUAAAAGAACCAAAGACUGAUGUUGAAAUGUUCCAAAACUUUUACUGCAUAAUGAUGGUCCAGGUUAGCGAAAUUACCUUGAAAUCCAUGACGUCACACUAAUGUACCAGCACUGAAAUAUCAAUGUGAAGUUAUGGAAGUGUGGGCCUUUUCUCUUCUAGUACACAACAUCUUGCUGCGAGAUCAAUGAGUCUUGAAGGAAGACUUUAUCUGUCUAAACUGAUUUCGUGCUUUUCAUUAGUAUUCCUUUAACUCUUGAAGUGUCCUUCUCAUGUAGGCCAUGGCACUUGUGAUAAAAUGAAUAGCUUAUGAGCACAGUAAACUGCCUUUAAAACUAAUUCUCCUAAUACAAAUUUUCCAGAUAAUGUGAGCAGAAAUGAGGGCCUGUGUUUAAUUCCCACAAAUUCUUGGCGCUGCUGUGAAGCUAAACUUCUCAUAAGAGAGAGAUUUCCAGAUACAGAUUUCCAGAUAAUUGCCAAGGAGCUAAUAAUCCUCUCUUGACCGAUUUGUUUUAAGGCAUAGUAGCUUGGCACACAAGCUUUUAUUUUCUCCCAGAUAAAAGCUCUGCCAUAAAUAGCAGUGAACUUUCGUAUUACCAGACAUUUCAAAUAGGUGCUCUGUGCAAACAGCAUUUUAAGCUCUUUGAACAGGCCUGUCCAAGCAUCAGUGCUGGCAAAAAAAAAAAAAAAAAAAAGAAUCCAAACGUGCUUGAUUAGCCUGAUAAACCUAAAGAAGCUAGGGCCAGUAUAAAGCAACAUUCUUUUAUCUGAUGCUCCAAAAGAAGUGAUUUUGGUAAUAAUUUAGAUAGGCCAGUGGUUGUCUGAAGUGGAAAUACAAUUGGAAUAAAAUUGUUACAUUAUUCUGACCUAGCUAAAAUGAUAAAAUUGCUUAAAAAUUUAACUGAGUUGAUAUUUCUUCUUAGCAAAAAAUGAGAUGAAAAAUAACACUAGACAUACAGAUUUGUACUGCUUGCUUAUAUUGUUAAAAAAGAAAGAGUAUAUAUGCAGUAAGUGCAGUAAUUGAUCCACUGGGUUUUUUUUAAUGUACCUAGGUAUAUAGAAAGCCUGAGGAAAACAGCACAUAGACGUCUCGGCUACUGAAAGUGCAUUCUGCACAAUCACACAGGUUUUGGUUUAGAAACGCUUGUAAAUGUGAUUAUUUCUCAUUGAUUUCACUUUUCAGUGUUCAAGCUGAGAGCAAAAGUGUGUGUUUGUAUACCAACACAAAUGGACUCAAAUAUGAGGGCUGCAGAAAAACUAUAAUUAACAAAAAAGUGUCUACUUGCAUGUUGGGUACUGGGAUGACUUCGUUUCUUACUUGUAAAUUUCACUGAAAUUUACUUUUAAAACACGAUUCAUAUCUCUAGCCCCUUUGUAUAUGUAUAAAUCUGCCUCAGCUGCUGAACAUUAAAGUACGUAUUUAAACUCAAGAACAUUGUCGAGUAUGAAAUCAGAGCGAGGUGCAGAAGUUCUCUAUCAAUUAUUUAUUACUUUUUUUAACAGUGGGAAUAAAGUCGUUAUAACACUUAAUUUCUCAUGCAUUUUAUAAAAGUUUCCUGUAAUGUUAUUGCACCAUUUCCGUAUGGGUGAAAGUACACUACACAAAAUCAAACAUAGCUAGGAAGGCAAAGCCCUGGUAAACAGUGAAACAAGGCUGUAAGAAAAGAUGAUCAAUUUCUAGUCAAAGGACUGCACUCCCAGAAAUAUUUCUUAAGAGUUACAACAUAUUUUGGCCAUCAACAACAUGAGAGGGAAACAUAUUCCACUUGCUGAUGGCAUGAAGAAAAAAUGAGCUUUUGAAAACAUUGGUGUAACGGAAAAAUUUCUUAAUUUUAAAGCUAUUAGCUUAACACUAAUAUUUUGCUUGGCACAUUAUAGCCUGCACGGCUGCUGUGCCAUAAAAAUCGUAAAUCAUCAUUAUCAUAACACAAAUAUAACACUAAGCGAGGCAGAAGCAUAUACAUUUGCUUGUUAAAUACAGGUUAAGGUAUCUGCGAGAAGGUAUUUCAGACUAUUGAUAUCAUCGAAUGUGUACUAGCUAGCUGGAAUUAAAAGUUUAGGGUGCUAUAUGUCAUGGUCACAAUAGGCUAACUUUAUCAAAAUGUGGUUAUCUUGAGAACAGCAGCUGAGGAAAUUUAUCAGCCUUUAUUUUUUACUUUGGACAAUCUCAGUUCACUGGGUGCUAUGUGGAUAAUCUAAAACUGAUAUAAGUGUCAAAAAUGUAUUUACAAUAACAUGCAUGGACAACAACUAAAAUCAAUUCUCUGGGGCCAUACAACUCGUCUUGCCAACUUAUGUGAAUUACUUUUCUGCUGCCUUUGCUUCAGCUGUAUUUGCACAAGAAACUGCACUCAUAAUAAUGCAGCUUGUUUGGUAAAACAGCAGAUUUUAGCCUCGAAAGCUGUAUGUCACGAUGCGUAGUCUCUAGCUUGGCUCUUUGGGAACUGCUGGCAAAUUCUGCUGGGUAUAUUGGACAAGCUACCUGAAUCUUCGACCGAGCACUCGUGUCAUACACUGGUUUUUCAUUCCAAGUCUGCCAGAGAAAAACAAUGUUCCAAGCUUGAUCUCAGUGUAAAGUUGCCUCGUAUAUCUGGCAAAAGCGAUACAACAGUGAAGCAUGGGAGACCAUACUGUCGUUGAGCUAGUUGAUUGCCUCGUGUAUCUGGCAAAAGCGAUACAACAGUGAAGCAUGGGAGACCAUACUGUCGUUGAGCUUGUUGAUUCAGGAGCCAACCAGCGCAAAAAAAAUUCUCUGCUGGACUACAACCUGUUCUGGAUUGAUUUUCUUUUUUUUUUCAGCUCGAGUGUUCCGACAGAAAUGUCACAGGCUUGCAAGUAUCACUUGUAAUGUAGGUGGAAGCAUUUUCCAGUUUGCACGCCGUGGACGUAACUUGCAUGUCGUUGGCUACUGUGGGCCACUUUUAAAAGCACCUGCCUUUCGCUUAAAAUGUUUGAAGUUCCGUUCAGGUUAAUAAAACCUGGAAAUAUCAGCACCUUUUUGUUUUGUCAUCUAAAUUGACAUUUUCUCUUUCAAAGCUACCCUUUAUGAAGGAAGGUAUUUUACGAUCAUACUGGAGCUUUCAAGCUUCAUAGACAUACCAGCCAUUGUUGUGCACGUAUGUUAGAAGAGCCAGAAAGUUUUGUUAUGCAGAGCGUUGGCCAUAGCUUGGCUGUUAAACAGGAAGUUGAAAACAAGAUUCCGGUGAUCAAUAUAAAUCGGGUUCUUGGAUGCAUAUGAUGCUUACACUUGUACAUAGUUGUUAUGGGACGUGCACGUGUUGAAAACACUGAAGUGUUUAAAGUAUAGCAGAGAGUGUCUGCUGUAUGCGUACAUUUCACUGCGAUUUUUCAUUGAGCCAACUGCCCAAAUGCAACCAUCUAGAAUGCAGUGUGUGGAGUAGUAUUCAACAUGUCUAUAAAUUAAAAACUAAAAAAGAAUUUAAAAAAAGUUGAUCUCCUGCCUUGACUCAACAGCUUAUAGUGCUGGCAUUGUGAAAUGGAAUAUAUCUAUACUUGUAUACUGCACGUUCCUUUGCUGGUGUAUGUUGCAGAAGCGUUAUUAUUUUUUUUUUUUUGCUCACAUAUAUAAAAACAAUUGUAAACCAAUUUAUGCUUCCUUUUUUGUUUCUGAUAGCAGUAAAAAUAUUGCAGUUUUAGCCUGAAAUAUAUAUAUAUAUAUAUAUAUAUAUAUAUAUAUAUAUAUAUAUAUAUAUAUAUAUAUAUAUUAUAUGUUACUUUUACCAUAAUCUAGGAAUACUGGCAUGUAGCCAUGAAGGGCAGCAUCAGUGACAUCUACUUCAUGACAUUGUCUUCAUCAAAGGUUAAACAUAUUGUUAUGGGGUUACCAUCAGUACGUUUUACACAGUAUGUUGUACAGCAUGUUUCAUGUUCGUGCUGAAUGGUUGUUCUUGCAAGGGAAAAUAUAGCUUUGGUAAGGCUACGUUUCUGGUGAUAGCUAUAAGCCAACAUCUAAUCAGAACAAACGUUGCAUGCCACAUACAAUGCUUCAGCUAAGUCUCGCAAGAUGUCACCAGCAGCACACCUGCUCAUAGCUAUAUUAUGGCUACAUCCUCGUAUUCCAGUAGUAUGGUAAUUGUAACACAUACAUUCAAGCUGAAACUCUUUAAUAUGAAAGCACUUGUGCUUCUCAGAAGUACUAGUGAUAUUGAAAACCUGUGUGCUGGCUGUUUGGCAUUGUGUAUGAUUGAAUGUCUUACUGCGAUAACAUGCUAGUUUAAAAAAUGUGCAGACAAGCUGCAAUGAUGCAAAUAAAUUUUGUUUGCAACAA